AUGACUUACGCGGCAUCUCUUCUUGCUGGCGCAUUUGUGGAGCGUCUGCUCUUUAAUGCAGAUCUUCACUUUCUCCGUGCAGUGGAGGUCGGCAGUGUGAGUCCCCAGUCGGUUGCGAUGGAUGCCGAGCAAGCAGCUCAAGCUCAAAUCCGGCACAGGAGGCUUUUGGGUCCUCUGGCACUCGCUGCUGUGGCCCUGAAGAUCCUUGGCCAAGGUGCUUCUCCCGGCUUUUGCGCGCCAGCGCAUCGGACAAGCGGGCAGACUCUUGCCCGGAGUGCCCUGGCCUCGCGGGAAGUCUUUGCCGAGGAGAGGAGCGAUUACGGAGAGGAUUCGGAGGCUGAGCCGGAGGCGGAGGAUGACCUCGGAGUCCCAAAGCUUACGAGGUCCGCCUUCAAGCUGGAGACCGCCAGACAAGAUGCAGACAAGCUCGACAUUGACGCAGUUAGUGCUAUGGUACAAGGCGAGCUGAGCAAUGCUGGCUUCAAGGUGCAGAUGCAUGACGGUCAGCCGUCGAUGGAUCUGAUUGGAGCUGGUGAUGCAGAAGUCCUCCGGGCGGCGGCCGCAGCUUUGCGACAGCACGCCUUGCGACGGGAGCCUCCGACUGAGGAUCUGAUGGAGUCGCUGCAGGACUUGCUUGCUGAACAGCAGGUGGAUCCUCUGGUCGUGUCAUCACUGAUGUGGUCCUGUGGAAGGCUGGUGGCAGACACCCGUCCUCUCUUGCCGACCCUUCGAGAUGUCGUCAUCGAGGCUGCUCCAGGUAUGAAUGCGCAGAACUUGACCUCCUGCUGGUGUUCUGCAGCGAAUCUGCAGCCCUAUGCAGAGGAGGUGGAUGAGAUGAUUCCGGCCUUGCUCAAUGCUGUUCUACCAAAGGCUGCCGACUUGCAGCCAAGCCAGCUCGUGGCCUUCAUCUGGGCAUCUGGCAAGUUGGACCUUCGGCGGGAUGAGGUCGCCCAGAUCAGCGCCUUGCCGAAGCGCCUUCGAAGAUUCGAACUAGAGAUACUUCCUCUGAAGGACAUAGCCAACUUUGUUUUCGGCCUGUCGCAGCUGGACUUCAGGGACAUGGAUGUGCUGGGCAUGAUUGCAAAGACGGCCACUGGGAGGGUGGCCAAGUCAAAGCGGAAGGAAGCGCACCAGGACUUGCCAAUGAUUGUGAUGUCGCUGACGCGCUUGGGCUAUAAGGAUGUGCAGAUGAACCUGCUCCUUGACGCCGUUGCAGAUCGGCUUCAGAAGACGCGCAUGUUGAAAAAGAUGCCCGACUGGAGCCUGGCAGCGCUGUUCUGGGCCUGGCCACAAGAUGGCUCGCUGGAGGGAGUCAGGAACAUGCAGGAGCUUCUAGCGCCAGAGGUGCAGCAAAGGAUGCAGAAGAGCAAGUUCACGAGUCGAAUGUUGGAGAGGAGUUGGAUGGGUCCCGCUGAUGCGGUGGGCGGCCCUUCGCCUUGCGGUGCGCCGAGGAGGUUUGGUGGAAUGACGACACAAACAGAGGAGCAAAAGCAGCAGAGCCGAUGGGACUACCCAAUUAACGACGCGACGAAAGGCGAGGUUCGAGCAAGGUACACUCCGCCUCCGGGAGAAGUUGGACAACUUACACUCAAUGUGGGCGACAUUGUGUGGGUCCUUGAAGAGGAGGACGGCUGGUGCGGUGGUCACAAGGAUGGUGACGACAAUACUGGCUGGUUCCCAGCGUCGAUUAUCAACCGCAUUCCUCGAGGCGACUGCCAAGAGGAUGACGAAGAUGACAGGAGAAAUUCGGCCUUGUACACCAGUGAUCACCGAGCAGUUGCUUCUCCACAGGCAAAGCACCGAAAGGUUUCGGCUCAGCUUGAGCUUGCGGAGACCAAGCAACGCCUGGAAGCGGCAGAAUCCGAGCGUCGACGUUUGGAGGAGGUGGUCAAGGGACUGCAGAAAGAGAAAAAUGACUGGGAGCACGAACGGCGGGGUAUGGUGAAGAGAUACGAGGAGCUCCAACAUUCCAAGGUUCAGUCAGCCCAGGAGGAGGCCAGGCGGAAGGAGGAGGAGCUUCGGUCACAGAAAGAGAUCAACAAAAUCUUGGAGGCAGAUCUCCGGUCCGAGAAAGCAAGCGCGAAUAGCUUGAAGGGCAAGCUCAAGGAGCUCGAGGAGCACUGCAGAAAGCUUAAAGUGGAGGUCGAUCAUCUUAAGACUCGGCCAACAGACGCUGCGAGCAGGGAGGACGCCAUCGGCGGUAGCACCACAGGCAUCUCCCGCACAUAUGCUGGAGACAGUGGACACCGCACGCCGUCUGUUCCUCACACCGUUUCAGGCGUGCUCUCAGGGAGCUUGCAGGCGCCGCCCGCCCCUUGUGUUAGCAUUGCGCCAACCUCUUCCAUGACAUCGGUUGGAGUUGGCCAGGUCUCCGCCUCUCCGUUGUCGGCCAGGCAGCCGGCCGGGGCUGGGCUGGGAGCAAGACACGCUUCGCCCCGCCACGCCUCCUGGAUGCCUCCCACGGGGCCAACUGUGCACGCUCCGUCAUCACCUCACCUUCGGCAGCGCAUCCCGAGUCAGCGCGAUGUGACAUUGGACUCAGUUUCACACGCUCCGCCGGUUCGCAAGCUGGUCUCUGAGAUCGAGAAGAGGAGCAACAGCCAGGGUGCUCCCACCACCAGGGAAACAGCGCCCAUCAAUCGGCAGCUGGUUUUCCCGGCUGCGGCACCGAGUGUUUCCUCAUGUUGUACAGUUCGACGGCCUAUGGCCUCAGUCCCUAUUCUGACGACCGGCCAUGUCUCCAUGACAUCAGCGGUUCGAGCCGGUUCACGCGAGGGCCAGCCCGUGGCUCGGACCAUGCGAACGGUCACACAGAGCUCCUCACGCUCGGCCUUCCAGGUGGAACCGGAGCCCGAGACACCAAACGCAUCUCCGAACGUGACGCACAUGGAGGACCCGUCUCGAAACUUCGGCAUGUCUCCGAUCAAGCGUCAAGCUUACACGAUCACUCGUGGAGGAGUGACAGGGCACCCGAUGACGCACUCACCUCCAUCGCGGCCAAUCUCUGUACAGGACAGGAUCCGACAAUUGAAUGCAAGCCGUUAUCGUUGA
Symbiodinium sp. CCMP2592 is the source of this 3051-nucleotide messenger RNA. The record is from the annotation of a GenBank genome assembly. NCBI's taxonomy places the organism in Eukaryota, Dinophyceae, Suessiales, Symbiodiniaceae.